This is a messenger RNA of Poecilia reticulata (guppy), 968 nucleotides long. Lineage: Eukaryota; Metazoa; Chordata; Actinopteri; Cyprinodontiformes; Poeciliidae. The record is from RefSeq and is a predicted model, not a curated record.
ACCUUUGCUACCUGCUACAUACAAUGAAGAUCCUCAUUCCAGCACUUUUUGUCUGCUUUGUAACAACUGCAGCAAGACACUCUCUGAAGUCUUUUGUCACAGCUUCCACCGGAGUUCCAAACUUUCCAGAGUUUGUKYUUCGUUUAGAGAUUGAUAACAGAGAGCUGAUUUACUGCAAUACCAGUAAAGGAAUUGUUGAAGGAAAACAAGACUGGAUUGAGAAGCUGCUMAAAGAAGAUUCACUUUAUCGGGCGGACUUGAGACGUGCACACAUCUUACAAGCGGUCACUGGCUGUGAGGUUGAUGAAAAUAUGGAAUAUUCUUCUAGCUUUUUCCACCUUGGUAUAGAUGGGGAAGACUUUAUGACUUUGGACAUUAAUAAAUUGGCAUGGAUUCCUCAAAAAAGUCAAGCUGUACCAGUCAAACAUGUAUGGGAUCAAGACAAAGAAGGAAUCAAACAAGUUGUGAACAUUUUCACCACAGAAUGUCCAGUAUGGCUGAGAGGCAGUGUAAAAGCAUCCAACAUCUCUUAUCAAAAAUCAGUUCUCCCCACAGUGUCUCUGCUACAGAAGAGUCCUUCCUCCCAAGUCAGCUGUCAUGCUACAGGUUUCCACCCAGACAGGGCUGUGCUGUUCUGGAGGAGGGAGGAAGAGGAGAUUCAUGAAGGAGUGGAACAUGGGGAAAUCCUCCAAAACAAUGAUGGAACAUUCCAGAUGACGGUUGGGCUGAGUGUCUCAGUAAUUCCACCCAAAGACUGGAGGAAAUAUGACUGUGUCUUUCAGCUCUAUGGAGUCAGUGAAGACAUUGUAACUCCACUGAAUAAAGAAGCAAUCAGGACCAAUUGGGAACACUCCAGUAAUGUUGUUGUCCCCAUCACCGCUUCACUGCUGUUUGUGGUCAUCAUAGCUAUCACUGCGUACAUAGUUUACAAAAGGAAGAAAGGUAAGAAACAAAAGGAAACAUUUUAA